CUAAGAUGAGCGGCGAGGCCGCCCCAGGCCUGGAGGGCAGGGUCCGGAGAACGCUGCGAAAGGUCUUCGGGUUUGAGUCCUUCAAGACUUCCCUGCAAGAAAACGCGACCAUGACGGUGGCGAGAGGCGAGAAGGAUGUCUUUGUGUGCAUGCCCACAGGGGCAGGGAAAUCCCUGUGCUACCAGCUUCCCGCGGUUCUGGCAGUGGGCAUCACCAUUGUCAUUUCACCUCUGAUUGCACUGAUUCAGGAUCAAGUGGAUCACUUGCUAGCGCUGAAGAUCAAGGCCUGCUCUCUGAACUCCAAGCUUUCUGCCCAGGAAAAGAAGGCCAUCCUGGCUGACUUAGCAAGCGAGAAGCCCCGAGUAAAGCUCCUGUACAUCACCCCAGAGAUGGCAGCUGCCUCUUCCUUCCAGCCUACCCUGAACUCCCUGGUGUCCCGAAACCUGCUGUCCUACCUGAUAAUCGAUGAAGCACACUGCGUCUCCCAGUGGGGACACGAUUUCCGACCCGACUACCUACGGCUGGGCACCUUGCGCACUCGCAUCCCCAGUACACCGUGCGUUGCCUUGACUGCCACUGCCACCAAGCAGGUCCAGGAGGACAUCGUGGCGGCGCUUAAGCUAAAGCAGCCGCUUUCCACGUUUAAGACUCCUUGCUUCAGAUCUAACUUGUUCUACGACGUGCAAUUCAAAGAGCUCUUGACUGAUCCAUACGCCAACUUGAAGGAUUUCUGUCUGAAGGCACUUGAAGUGAAGAACACCACUGGGGUGUACUCCGGUUGUGGCAUCGUGUACUGCAGGAUGAGGGAUGUGUGUGACCAGCUGGCCACUGAAUUGAGCUACCGAGGAGUGAAAGCCAAGGCGUAUCACGCAGGACUCAAGGCAGCUGACAGGACUUCAGUCCAGAAUGAAUGGAUGGAGGAGAAGAUCCCAGUUAUUGUUGCAACCAUCAGUUUUGGAAUGGGAGUAGACAAAGCAAAUGUCAGAUUUGUUGCCCACUGGAAUAUCGCGAAGUCGAUGGCUGGGUAUUACCAAGAGUCUGGCAGAGCUGGGAGAGAUGGGAAGCCAUCCUGCUGCCGCCUCUACUACUCCAGGAACGACCGGGAUCAAGUCAGCUUCCUGAUUAAGAAGGAGCUUUCUAACAUCCAAGAAAAAAAAGGCACCUUAAAAGAAUCUGACAAAGCUAUGAUGACAGCUUUUGACGCCAUUGUGAGCUUCUGCGAGGAGCUGGGGUGA
Messenger RNA from Apaloderma vittatum (bar-tailed trogon), 1235 nucleotides. It is a transcript of the gene RECQL5, whose product is annotated as RecQ protein-like 5. The coding region runs from base 6 to 1235 and encodes 409 amino acids. NCBI's taxonomy places the organism in Eukaryota, Metazoa, Chordata, Aves, Trogoniformes, Trogonidae. The transcript is spliced from 7 exons. Gene Ontology annotation, cellular component: cytoplasm; chromosome. The record is from RefSeq and is a predicted model, not a curated record. Gene Ontology annotation, molecular function: four-way junction helicase activity; 3'-5' DNA helicase activity; nucleic acid binding. Gene Ontology annotation, biological process: double-strand break repair via homologous recombination.